Siniperca chuatsi (mandarin fish) is the source of this 1703-nucleotide messenger RNA. RefSeq names its product proepiregulin-like. NCBI's taxonomy places the organism in Eukaryota, Metazoa, Chordata, Actinopteri, Centrarchiformes, Sinipercidae. The record is from RefSeq and is a predicted model, not a curated record. Gene Ontology annotation, biological process: epidermal growth factor receptor signaling pathway; positive regulation of cell population proliferation; positive regulation of mitotic nuclear division. The coding region runs from base 199 to 663 and encodes 154 amino acids. The transcript is spliced from 5 exons.
CUAGCCUAAAUUAAAGGAGUCUGUCACCACACCCAGACCGCAGGAUCGAGCCCAUUGGUUUCCAGUUUGUCUCUGCCUGGAGAGGCAUCGCCUGCCCCCUUACCUAGUUAUUUCGACAAGUCGGAAGCGUCUCCAACCCAGACUGGCUCAUACCUGCGCGCCCACAGAGCCUCCUGUCUGCGACCUGCCGGCUCUGAAAUGGAGAACAGCAAACCUUCAGCGCUCCUCUCGCUUAUCGGUGUCAUGCUGCUCUGGCCGUAUGUGCUCACCAAGAGUGUCUCAUCCCGACUGCAAACUGCAGACAGCGGCUCUCUAUCUGCAGGGCAGGGAGAAGAGCGCCCUCAUGCGGUGAAGCGGUCGACACAGAACUGCGAAAGCACAUUUGACAAGUACUGCCUGAACAACGGCCAGUGCAUGUUGCUGGUGGACAUCAACGAACACCACUGCAAGUGUGAUAGGGGCUUCUAUGGCCCCAGGUGUAGCAACCCAGAGCUCGUCUUUCAGCCAAUGGGGGAAGAGCAGAUAAUUGUCACCAUUUUCUGUGUGAGUCUGCUGAUUAUAGGUCUGGCUGGAGCUCUGUACUUCUGCUGCAAAUGGUAUAAGAAAAACAGAUUCCAACGUCAACAGAAGCGGCAGGGUUACAAAGGAGUCCAGGCUGUUUAGAGUGCCACACACACACCCACUGCGUCCGCCACUGGAAAAGGAAAACCAGGAUUUUCUCAGCUUUCUAAAUUAAAAUUUUCGUGGUUUACUGGAUUGUUCAUACGCCCAACACUGUACGUCACGCGGCUUUGGAUCACUUUAUCAAGCAGGCAGAUCGCCACAAAGAGAUUAAAAUGUUCAAAAAGAAACAGCUUUGUGUGCAGUAUUGUUGUUUCCAGCUGCGCUGGUUCUAGUGUUUCAGCACCUGCUACCCUCAUGUUUGAAAAGAUGAAUGGUGAGACACACAAAAACAGUUUCUGAUGUCGACACCACCCACAACGGUGAUGGGUCAUGGAAAAUUCAUGGAGAAAUGUGAAAGUCUAAACAAAUAUUAAGGGUAAGAGUGCAUCGAUGUGACUGUGGAACAUUUCUGACCGCUUGUGUGAUCUAUGCUUAAAGAAAUUUAGGUCUGUAAACCAAGAGGUAAACCUAAUCAUGUGCUUUUUAAAUUUCUAAGGCAACAAGCCAUAACUGAGCACCAGAUUUUACUGCAUUUGGCUGAUAAUGGCCAUAAUAAUGAUCCUUACCAUUAAGCAAUUUUGCUAUAGUGUCUUCACGUAAGGCUCUCUUUGUUGCCAGUUAAUUUCAGAGAGCUCAUUUUUGAGGGUCAGCCAGGUUGCAGAUCUUGUCACAUCUUUUAAAUCAGCCUCAGAGAUCAAAAAGUAAAACUUAAUUCCUACAGUGUUUUAUAGUUUUUAAGCCUUGUUUUUAAUUUAUAUCUAACAUUUCUGCCUGUUUUAGCUUGUAUUUAUUGUGUUGUUGUUUUUUUUUACCUUUGUAGCUAUGAUGAAUAUUAAAAAUAGCCAUUAUUAUCAUUAUUACUGCCAUUAAAACUGGCCACUGAGUGCAACAGUUCUGUGUUUUAUUAUUUGAUACUUUGUUUAGUCAGAAAGUAUUCUCAUUUUGAUAAUUUAUUAUAAAGUAUUCAUGUAUGCACUGGAAUCCUGUCUGUUUUGGAAUCUCUGUUACUGCUACAAAAAUGAAUACAAUUUGAAUUUUUA